Messenger RNA from Linepithema humile (Argentine ant), 3352 nucleotides. RefSeq lists its product as uncharacterized. The record is from RefSeq and is a predicted model, not a curated record. Lineage: Eukaryota; Metazoa; Arthropoda; Insecta; Hymenoptera; Formicidae. Gene Ontology annotation, biological process: negative regulation of insulin receptor signaling pathway; regulation of cell population proliferation; regulation of mitochondrial membrane potential.
CAAAUUUCUUACAAGUAAAUAUCUUUAUGAGCUUAUCCCGUCGAUAAUAUUUUCUUUUUAAGGUGUUAACUUGAUUUACAGGAUUACUACUGCAUUUUACUAUCUGCGUUUUACGAUGCGAGACAAAAGAGUUUUAAUUGCAAAAAAGUGGAAUCGAUGACUCUGCUUCUCGUUUUACCCGAGUUAUUUAUCGGUUGAAUUUCGCUUAAUUAAAUACCACGAAACGAAGUAUCAGCAGAUCAAUACAAACGAAAGACGGAUAAUUAGGCCGGAUUAUUUUUAUCAGACAUCAGAUUGAAAUGUUGUUUCAAGUACAAUCAAUUUUUAUCCUCUAAUCUCUUACAAUAAUCUUAUAUAAAUCCUCUUUAUCAAAGAUUUCGAUGUUUCAGGAAUGAUAUAACGACAACUUACGUGUUUCUAAGAAUUCUCGUGAUAAGAGGAAUGUUUAAUCGUGAUGUGACUAUUAGAUUUGUCUAUUUUUUUAAAAAUUCAAUCCGUUGCAUCGUUCGCAUUCCGUGAGGACGGAUGCGUGGCACGCAUCGUUAGAACUCCUUCGUGACACGACCAUAAUAGCUUCCGGUCAGAUAUCCAACGGCGCUCGCUUCCGGUCCCCACUCCUCCACGAGUCGCGAAAUGAAAAGGGGAAUUAGUUGAUUUUGCCGUUGUCAGAUGUAAUCGCGGUGCCGCGUAACAUCGUGCAUUUCGCCGGUGUUUGCGAUUUUUUCCGACAAGCGCGAACAUCGUGCCGUUGUUGGGUACGCUCGGCGCUACGCGACGUGUACUAUUAUGCAAGUAGCGCGAUCGCUCGCUCUAUUAAAAUGUUUUAGACGUUUUAUAUUUAAUUCUCUUUAUUACGCAAAAGGCUGGUAUUCCGCGAGAUAUCGUCGGGUAUAACGGAGAUCGAGGAAACCGUAAUAACGAGCAGCGAUUCUAUUUCAUCUGCUAACACACUACCGUUAUCAAACAUCCGAACCUUCUCUUCUCACAUUAUGCGUCUGCACCGGCUGCAACGCGCUAAUUAAUUAUCUUGAGAUGUCUGCUGAUUUCGCAAUGCACAGUAACGCGUCCAACGUGUCAAGCGUAUGUUUCGCUCGAUAUUUAUAUAAAUCGAAUAUUUUAGGAAAACCCAUUUUUAUCGGACACCCGUUAAGCAGUCGUUGGCGUUAACUGUCUUGCUAUUGUACGCGGGUGUAACUCGACGACAGGUGUACAGAUGCGGCUACAUACAGAGUGUCUCGCAAAAAGCAUUUUACUUCCUUUCUUGUUUUCGUAUAUAUCCGUUUUUUUUUUAUUCGAUAAAAAACUCUCCGUAAAAGUUUCUAAAGUGCGUUUGCCUAAGCAAUGAAUUACUUUUUGCAUAUAUUUAUAUUUUGAGAACAUCAUAAAGUUAUGUCUCGUAAAUCACUGUAACAAAUAAAAUUUUACUUUCAGAAUAUAACAUAAUAAUGUAUGUGCACAUGUGUGACAUAUUUUUGAGUUUCACACAUACACACACACACACAUAUCAAAAUUUUUAUUACGCAGCAAUCCCGAAAUAACGUAUGCGUGGAUGCCUCGUAAGCACGAAGCCGAACAACAGAAAUACACCACACCUGUAACGGACGGAAUACAUUAAUGAAUCCUUCCUCACUUGACUAUUGGUCACCUGACUCAUUUCCUGUAGACUGAAAAGCCCCCCUCUGGUAGCCUGUUAUUUCUGUCCAAUGUGAGGAAAAACGAGAGAAGGAGACAAGGAGAAACGGAGGAAGCGACAAAUUUAGUGUUAACCGCGAAGCCGGCGAUCUAGCCAUGGAGGACGAGGACUUUGGUUUUGCGAGCAGGACCGACAACGCCCUGAAAAAGAUCCUCACCGUUAGCAACGAACGGGCAAACGGCGAGGAAGCAGUUCGCAACGAUAAGCCUAAGACGUCGGAAGUCGUUGGAGGUGGUGGUGGAUCAACAACACCAGCGCCUCCGACCGUGGCCGGAAGCGAGGGCCGUGAACGCGCGUCAACCGCCGCCGGCUCAGUCGUGCCCAACACGCCGGACAUACCGAACGUGGUGGAGUAUCAUCUUAAAGUCAAGCCUAGAUCAACGACGAGGCACUGCCGGCCCGAUAACGCUCCCAGGGACCAGCUUUUGGAAGAGAUGAAGAAGGAGAAGAGUCCUGUGUCUGUCGAUGAUAAGAGAAAAGAUCUCGUGUCGAAACUGUCGCGGCUAUCCAUCGACAAUAAUGUCUUCGAGGGCUCCACCGACUUGCCGCAAGUGUUUCAGGUGAAGUAUCUGGGAUCCCACGAUGCAAGAGGCCUCUGGGGCAUCAAGCACACGAGGAGGCCCGUCGAUAACAUGGUUUCUGCCGCGAAGGCUCUGCCAACCAACACGAUGCUGCCUCUUAUCAAGCUGGUAGUCUCUCAGGAGGGAGUAGCCUUGCUGCCACUGGACAAGAGGAAGCAGGACGCUAACUUAUCCAGGAUGUAUCCUAUCGAGACGAUCUCUUACGGAGUGCAAGAUCUCGUUUACACUAGAGUCUUCUCCAUGAUAGUCGUUCGCGAAACGGAGAAUUUCCGAAGAAUCUCUCCGUUCGAGUGUCACGGUUUCGUUUGCGAGUCCAAGUACUAUGCGAGGCAAUUGACAUACGCUCUCGCCACAGCGUUCGAAAUUUACUCCAAGACUGUGAAGGCUCAGGAUAAAUUGGCCGCGGUUUCCGGAAGCAAUUCAUCCAGGAAGAGAUUCGCGAUUGAUUUAAGAAGCCCCGAGGAGAUCGAGGCGGAUCUCACGAUGGACUCCGAAGCGUAGUUUUCGAUAUCUGCCGUUAUCUGUUAGAUUAAGAUAUGAAUUUAGUCAGAAAAUAUUUGAAAGUCUUUGACGUACAUAAAAGAAACAUAACAAAGAAUUAAAUUUUAUAACUCGCGAGAAUUCUAUUUUAAUUCGAUUUCGAAUUCGAUUUUAUCCCGUCGCGGAUGCAAAAAUCAAAGAAGAUUUUAUGUUACAUUUAUGUUUCGACACAGAUUUUUUGAAAAGGACAAUACAGGGUAUAAAAAUAGUACUAGACCUUCAAAAAAGUAUCAUUGAAUUUUUGUCACAGUGAAGGAAUAUGAUUGUAUUAAGUCAGUCACUUUUAAUUUUAAUUUUUAUAGUAAAAAAUUGACUUAUGCAACAUAUAAAAAAAAAGAUUUAAUAUAUAUUCUUGUAUGUGUUGAAGUAGACUUAUUAAAAUUUAAUACUUAUUAUUCAGAUUAAGCUUGUAAAUAGUCGCGUAUAAAAUCGCAGUAAUUAUGUCGAGUAUAAAUAAUCUUAGAUAUUAAAUGCAUUAUUUUUUACCAAUAUCGCGGACGCAACACAUUUUUAUACAUUUUGACCUAGUCGAAACAAA